AUGAACCUGGAGGGCAGCAGCCGAGGCGGCGAGUUCGGCAUGAGCUCCGUGAGCUGCGGCAACGGGAAGCUCCGCCAGUGGCUGAUCGACCAGAUCGACAGCGGCAAGUACCCGGGGCUAGUGUGGGAGAACGAGGAGAAGAGCAUCUUCCGCAUCCCCUGGAAGCACGCGGGCAAGCAGGACUACAACCGCGAGGAGGACGCCGCGCUCUUCAAGGCUUGGGCGCUAUUUAAAGGAAAGUUUCGGGAAGGCAUCGACAAGCCGGACCCUCCUACUUGGAAGACACGUCUGCGAUGCGCUCUGAACAAGAGCAACGACUUCGAGGAACUGGUGGAGCGCAGCCAGCUGGACAUCUCUGAGCCCUACAAGGUGUACAGGAUCGUGCCUGAGGGCGCCAAGAAAGGAGCGAAGCAGCUGACCCUGGAGGAGCCACAGGUGCCCAUGAGCCGCCCGUACAGCAUGCCGGCUCCUUACUGCUCACUCCCAGCCCAGCAGGCGCACACCUACAUGAUUCCGCCCCACGACCGAGGCUGGAGAGAGUUCGUCCCUGAUCAGCCCCACCCGGAGACUCCGUACCAGUGUCCUGUGACCUUCGGGCCUCGCAGCCACCACUGGCAAGGCCCAGCCUGUGAAAACGGUUGCCAGGUGACAGGAACCUUUUAUGCUUGUGCCCCGCCCGAGUCCCAGGCCCCCGGGAUCCCCAUAGAGCCAAGCAUAAGGUCUGCCGAAGCCUUGGCCCUCUCAGACUGCCGGCUCCACAUCUGCCUGUACUACCGGGAAGUCCUGGUGAAAGAGCUGACCACAUCCAGCCCCGAAGGCUGCCGGCUCUCCCACGCCCACACCUAUGACGCCAGCAGCCUGGACCAGGUCCUCUUUCCCUACCCGGAGGACAACGGCCAGAGGAAGAACAUCGAGAAGCUGCUGAGCCACCUGGAAAGGGGCGUGGUGCUCUGGAUGGCCCCCGACGGGCUUUACGCCAGGAGGCUGUGUCAGAGCAGGGUCUACUGGGACGGGCCCCUGGCGCUGUGCAGCGACCGGCCCAACAAGCUGGAGAGGGACCAGGCCUGCAAGCUCUUUGACACGCAGCAGUUCUUAUCAGAGCUCCAAGCCUUUGCUCACCAUGGCCGGCCUCUGCCAAGGUUCCAGGUGACGCUGUGCUUCGGGGAAGAGUUUCCAGAUCCCCAGAGGCAACGGAAGCUCAUCACUGCUCACGUCGAGCCUCUGCUGGCCAGGCAGCUGUAUUAUUUUGCUCAGCAAAACAGUGGACAUUUCCUGAGAGGCUACGACUUACCCGAGCACGUCAGCAGCCCCGAGGAUUUCCACAGGCCCAUCCGCCACUCCUCCAUCCAAGAGUGA
Globicephala melas (long-finned pilot whale) is the source of this 1356-nucleotide messenger RNA. NCBI's taxonomy places the organism in Eukaryota, Metazoa, Chordata, Mammalia, Artiodactyla, Delphinidae. The record is from RefSeq and is a predicted model, not a curated record.